AUUGUUGAAGGCAAUAUGGCCACAGGAGGAAGUCCUUUUGAAGAAGGCAUGAAUGAUCAGGAUUUACCAAACUGGAGUAAUGAAAAUAUUGAUGAUCGUCUGAACAAUAUGGAUUGGGGUGGUCAACAGAAGAAGGCAAAUAGAUCAUCCGAAAAGAAUAAGAGAAAGUUUGCUGUAGAAAGUGAUAAAAGAGUAACUAAUGAUAUUUCUCCAGAAUCAUCACCAGGAGUUGGAAGGCGAAGAGCAAAAAUCCCACAUUCGAUUCCACAUAGUAGAUAUAUGACUCAGAUGUCAGUUCCAGAGCAGGCAGAAUUAGAGAAACUUAAACAGCGGAUAAAUUUCAGUGAUUUAGAUCAGAGAAGCAUUGGAAGUGAUUCACAAGGUAGAGCAACAGCUGCUAACAACAAACGCCAGCUUAGUGAAAAUCGAAAGCCCUUCAAUUUUUUGCCUAUGCAAAUUAAUACUAAUAAAAGCAAAGAUGCUGCUACAAGUUCUCAGAAUAGAGAAAUGAUUGGAUCAGCACAAUGUAAAGAAUUGUUUACUGCUGCUUUAAGUAAUGACCUAUUGCAAAACUGUCAUGUUUCUGAAGAAGAUGGGAGAGGAGAGCCUGCGAUGGAGAGCAGCCAGAUUGUAAGCAGGCUUGUUCAGAUUCGUGACUAUAUUAAUAAAGCUAGUUCAAUGCGGGAAGAUCUUGUAGAGAAGAAUGAAAGAUCUGCUAAUGUUGAGCGCCUUACUCAUCUUAUAGAUCACCUGAAAGAACAAGAAAAGUCAUAUAUGAAAUUUCUCCAAAAAAAUUCUUGUGAGGAGGAGGAUGUUCGGACUAUAGAUUCAGCUGUGGGAUCUGGUUCUGUAGCUGAGAGCACAUCGCUAAACAUAGAUGUGCAGUCCGAGGCUUCAGAUACCACGACUAGAGAGCCUCAGCAGCAGUCUAUGGAAGAAAUAGAAAAUUUGAAGAAACAACAUGAUUUAUUAAAAAGGAUGUUACAGCAGCAGGAGCAGUUGAGAGCGCUGCAGGGACGACAAGCUGCUCUUCUCGCUCUACAACAUAAAGCAGAGCAAGCUAUUGCUGUAAUGGAUGAUUCUGUUGUAACAGAAACUGCAGGCAGCCUAUCAGGAGUCAGUAUCACAUCUGAAUUAAAUGAAGAACUGAAUGAUUUAAUCCAAAGAUUUCAUAAUCAGCUUCGUGAUUCUCAGCCUCCAGCUGUCCCAGACAAUAGAAGACAAGCAGAAAGUCUUUCACAAACUAGGGAGGCUUCCCAAAGCAGAAACCCAUCUGUUUCUGAUCCUGAUGAGAAAGUUCAGCUUUUUAGCAAAAUGAGAGUGUUACAGGAAAAGAAACAAAAAAUGGACAAACUGCUUGGAGAACUUCAUUCACUUAGAGAUCAGCAUCUGAAUAAUUCAUCAUUUGUGCCUUCUUCAGCUUCUCCACAAAGGAGUAUGGAUCAGAAAAGUGCAACCUCAGCUCCCUCUGCUCCUGUAGGCAGCGUAGCCCCAGUUGUCAAUGGAGAAAUAAGUAGCCUUACAGCAUCUGUUCCUUAUCCUGCUACUUCACAGAAUGAGAGUGAAAAUGAAGGCCAUCUAAAUCCAACAGAAAAACUCCAGAAGUUAAAUGAAGUUCGAAAGAGAUUAAAUGAACUAAGAGAAUUAGUUCAUUAUUAUGAACAAACAUCAGAUAUGAUGACAGAUGCUGUAAAUGAAAAUACAAAAGAUGAAGAAACUGAAGAAUCAGAAUAUGAAUCUGAGCAUGAAAAUUCUGAACCUGUUACUAAUAUUCGAAAUUCGCAAGUAGCUGCCACCUGGAAUGAAGUGAAUAGUAAUUCUGUUGCACAGUAUGUUUCCAAUAAUAGAGAUGGGAGACCAGUUAAUUCUAACUGUGAAAUUAAUAACAGAUUUGCUGCCAACAAAAGGCCUCUAAACAUGCCGCCUCCUCCUCCUUUAGAUUGUCGAUAUAAUAGGGGAGAACAGGGGAUUCAUGCUGUACAUGAUGAGGAUGAUGAAGAGGAGGAGGAAGAAGCAGAAGAGGAGGGAGUCAGUGGAGCUUCAUUAUCUAGUCAUAGGAAUAGUCUGGUUGAUGAAGCUCCAGAAGACAUGGAAUUUGAACAAAAAAUUAAUAGACUCAUGGCUGCAAAACAGAAACUUAGACAGUUACAAGAUCUUGUUGCUAUGGUACAGGAUGAUGAUGCUGCAGAACAAGGAGUUAUCUCUGCCACUACUUCAAAUUUGGAUGAUUUCUACCCAGCAGAAGAUGAUAGCAAACAAAAUACAAAUAAUGCUAGAGGAAAUACCAAUAAAACACAAAAAGAUGCUGGAAUAAAUGCAAAGGCAAGAGAGAAAUUUUAUGAGGCUAAAGUACAGCAGCAGCAGAGAGAACUCAAACAACUACAGGAAGAAAGAAAGAAACUGAUAGAUAUUCAAGAGAAAAUUCAAGCAUUGCAAAAGGCAUGUCCUGACCUACAGCUAACAGCCACUAAUGGGGGUAACUGCCCCACAAACAAGUACAUGCCAGCUGUUACAUCAACCCCAACUGCUAAUGAAAAUGAAACUACUACAAGCAAAUCUGUUUUUGAGGCAGAAGAUUCUUCACUAGUAGAUAAUGAGCAGUGGUCAGAGAUGCGACGGCAUGAAAUGUUAAGGGAGGAGCUGCGACAGAGAAGAAAACAGCUAGAAGCUUUGAUGGCUGAACACCAAAGGAGGCAAGGUCUGGCUGAGACAUCUUCUCCAGUAGCUGUUUCAUUGCGAAGUGAUGGAUCUGAAAACCUAUGUACUCCUCAACAGAGUAGAACAGAAAAAACAGUAGCUACUUGGGGCGGUUCUACCCAGUGUGCUCUAGAUGAAGAUGGAGAAGAUGGUUAUCUUUCUGAAGGAAUUGUUAGGACAGAUGAAGAGGAAGAAGAGGAAGAACAAGAUGCUAGUUCCAAUGAUAACUUUUCUGUAUAUCCUCCUAACUGUGUGAAUCAUAAUUCUUACAAUGUGAAAGAAACUAAAAAUAGGUGGAAGAACAAUCGUCCUUUUUCAGCAGAUGGAAAUUACCGUCCUUUAGCAAAGACGAGACAACAGAAUAUUAGUAUGCAACGUCAGGAAAAUCUUCGCUGGGUGUCAGAACUCUCUUAUGUAGAAGAGAAAGAACAGUGGCAGGAACAAAUCAAUCAAUUAAAGAAACAACUUGAUUUCAGUGUCAAUAUUUGUCAGACAUUGAUGCAAGAUCAGCAGACUCUGUCUUGUCUGCUACAAACACUCCUCACUGGUCCUUACAGUGUGAUGCCCAGCAAUGUUGCAUCUCCUCAAGUACACCUUAUAAUGCACCAGUUGAACCAUUGCUAUACUCAGCUAGCGUGGCAACAAAAUAAUGUGCAGAGGUUGAAACAAACUCUAAGUGAACUUAUGCGCCAACAAAAUCAGCAUCCAGAAAAAUCUGGGAGUAAGGAAAGAAGUAGCAGUACAGCACACCCUCCUUCCGGUUUAUUUUGUCCUUUCAGCUUUCCUACACAACCUGUAAAUUUGUUUAACUUACCUGGGUUUACUAAUUUUUCAUCUUUUGCACCAGGUAUGAAUUUCAGCCCUUUAUAUACUCCUAAUUUUGGAGAUUUUUCUCAGAAUAUUUCUACACCUGCUGACCAGCAACAACCAUUGGCUCAGAAUCCUUCAGGGAGAACAGAAUAUAUGGCUUUUCCAAAACCUUUUGAAAGUAGUUCAUCUAUUGGAGCAGAAAAGCAAAGGAAUCAAAAGCAGCCUGAAGAGGAAAUGGAAAACAGUAGGACACGAUGGUUAUUUGACCAAGAAGAUGAUGUAGAAAAGCCAUUUAUCAAGUCUGGAUUUGCAGUGUCUGUAGAGAAACCUGCAAAUAGUAAUCGCAAAAAUCAAUCAGAUACUAGAGAGAGAAGACGCCAAUUUGAUGAAGAAUCAUUAGAAAGCUUUAGCAGUAUGCCUGAUCCAGUGGAUCCAACGACAGUAACUAAAACAUUCAAGACAAGAAAAGCAACUGCACAAGCCAGUCUGGCAUCUAAAGAUAAAACUCCCAAAUCGAAGAGUAAGAAAAAGCAUUCUACCCAAUUGAAAAGCAGAGUUAAAAAUACUGGAUAUGAAAGUGCCAGUAUGUCUAGCACAUGUGAACCUUGCAAAAGUAGGAACAGACAUUCAGCCCAGCCUGAAGAGCCUGUUCAAGCAAAAGCAUUCAGCAGAAAAAACCAUGAACAGCUGGAAAAAAUAAUAAAAUAUAGUAGGUCUACAGAAAUAUCUUCAGCACAUGCUAACAGAAUACUACAGCAAUCUAACAGAAAUACAUGCAGUGAAGCGACAGAAACUGGAAGUGAUUUUUCCACAUUUGAAGCUCUGAGGGACACUAUUUAUUCUGAAGUAGCUACAUUAAUUUCUCAAAAUGAAUCUCGUCCACAUUUUCUCAUUGAACUCUUACAUGAGCUUCAACUACUUAAUACAGAUUAUUUGAGGCAGAGGGCUUUAUACACAUUGCAGGACAUAGUAUCCAGACAUAUUUCUGAGAACCAUGAAAAAGAAAAUGUAAAAUCAGUGAAUUCCGGAACAUGGAUAGCAUCAAACUCAGAACUUACGCCCAGUGAAAGUCUUGCUACUACUGAUGAUGAAACUUUUGAGAAGAACUUUGAAAGAGAAACCCAUAAAAUAAGUGAGCAAAAUGAUGCUGAUAAUGCUAGCGUCAUGUCUGUAUCUUCCAAUUUUGAACCUUUUGCAACAGAUGAUCUAGGUAACACUGUGAUUCACUUAGACCAAGCAUUGGCUAGAAUGAGGGAAUAUGAGCGUAAGAAGACUGAGACUGACAGUAACACAAAUACAAAAUGUACCUGCAGAAUUAUUGAGGAUGAAGAUGGUGCUGCUGUCACAGCUACAGUUAAUAAUUCAGGUGUGUUCCCUGUUGAAAAUCAUGAUUCACAGCAACCUAUAAGUGAAGUUUCUACUGUCCCAUGUCCUAGAAUAGAUACUCAACAGCUGGACAGGCAAAUAAAAGCAAUAAUGAAAGAAGUCAUUCCUUUUUUGAAGGAACACAUGGAUGAAGUUUGUUCUUCUCAACUUCUAACUUCAGUUAGACGGAUGGUUUUGACUCUUACCCAACAAAAUGAUGAGAGCAAAGAGUUUGUAAAGUUUUUUCAUAAACAACUAGGAAGUAUUUUACAGGAUUCAUUGGCAAAAUUUGCUGGCAGAAAACUGAAAGACUGUGGAGAAGAUCUUCUUGUAGAGAUAUCAGAAGUGUUAUUUAAUGAGCUGGCUUUCUUUAAACUUAUGCAAGAUUUGGAUAAUAAUAGCAUAAGUGUUAAACAACGAUGCAAAAGAAAAAUAGAAGCUGCUGGAGUGAUACAAUCUUAUGCAAAAGAGGCCAAAAGGAUUCUUGAAGGAGAUCAUGGGUCACCUACUGGAGAAAUUGAUGAUGAAGACAAAGACAAAGAUGAAACUGAAACAGUUCAGCAAACUCAAACAUCUGAGGUAUUUAAAAGUGAUGGUUCCAAAAACGUAAGAUCUGAUGUUUCUGAUCAAGAGGAAGAUGAAGAAAGUGAAGGAUGUCCAGUGUCUAUUAAUUUGUCCAAAGCUGAAACUCAAGCUUUGACUAAUUAUGGAAGUGGAGAAGAUGAGAACGAAGAUGAAGAAAUAGAAGAAUUUGAAGAGGGACCAGUGGAUGUCCAAACUUCUCUUCAGGCUAAUACUGAAAUUACAGAAGAAAACGAACAUGAUGAUCAGGUUCUACAGCAUGACUUUGAAAAAUCAACAGAAAACAAAAUUGUCUCUUCAGAACAAGAACCCACUACUCAGAAAGAUGACCAAGACAACAACACUCCGGUGAAACCCUGUUACCUCAAUAUCUUGGAAAAUGAUCAGCCUUCAACUAGUCCUGUCCAAAAAGACUCCCUUACUACCACUGACUCAUCUAAACAGCCUAACCCUUUGCCAUUAUCUUUAAAUGAAAAUGAAACCAUAGUGCCUAGAGUCAAAGAAGUUAAAUCUGCUCAGGAAACUCCUGAAAGCUCAUUGGCUGGAAGUCCUGAUACUGAAUCUCCAGUAUUAGUGAACGACUAUGAAGCUGAAUCUGGUAACAUAAGCCAAAAAUCUGAUGAAGAAGACUUUGUAAAAGUUGAAGAUCUGCCACUUAAAUUGACAAUAUAUUCAGAGGCAGAUCUAAGGAAGAAAAUGAUAGAAGAAGAACAGAAAAAUCAUAUAUCUAGUGAAAUAUGUGAAAUGCAAACUGAAGAAUUAGCUGGUAAUUCUCCGGCACUGAAAGAACCUGAAACUGUGGGAACCCAAAGUAUAUGAGAUGUCUUCAGAAGCUCAUCUGUCUUUACAUAGUCCAUGCAUAUGUGAAAUGGCACUAAAUAAACAUUCGUUUUGCUCUGUAUAAAAAUGUAAAUUAGUUUGGCACUGCAUUUUUGAUAGACAUGCAUUCCUGGUCACAGCAGUUCAAAACAUCAGAUACUGAAUUCUAAAUAGAGUCAAGACUUGAUAUACUUACUGUAGGAUCUUUUUCUUAUAUUUAGUCUUGAUUUUAUUUUCCCAUUGUGAUGUUUGGUAACAUAAAUUUAAAAUGUAGUUUUAAAUAAAGUUUGGACUUACCUGAAA
This is a messenger RNA of Suncus etruscus (white-toothed pygmy shrew), 6576 nucleotides long. RefSeq names its product pericentriolar material 1 (gene PCM1). NCBI's taxonomy places the organism in Eukaryota, Metazoa, Chordata, Mammalia, Eulipotyphla, Soricidae. Gene Ontology annotation, cellular component: centriolar satellite; ciliary basal body; centrosome. Gene Ontology annotation, biological process: intraciliary transport involved in cilium assembly; microtubule anchoring at centrosome; cilium assembly. The record is from RefSeq and is a predicted model, not a curated record.